Heterocephalus glaber (naked mole-rat) is the source of this 801-nucleotide messenger RNA. RefSeq names its product nuclear factor interleukin-3-regulated protein-like. Lineage: Eukaryota; Metazoa; Chordata; Mammalia; Rodentia; Bathyergidae. Gene Ontology annotation, biological process: circadian rhythm; regulation of DNA-templated transcription; DNA-templated transcription. Gene Ontology annotation, molecular function: DNA binding. Gene Ontology annotation, cellular component: nucleus. The record is from RefSeq and is a predicted model, not a curated record.
AUGCCGCUGCCCUCCCCCAUCAGCUACCUGGCUGCCAUGGAUCCUGAGAGCAAGUUCCAGGUCAUCAAGCAGGAGCUGGUGGAGCUGGAGAUCUUCCCAAGGGAACUGAGAGAUGACCGGGGCUCCUAUACAGCCUCCAUCUACCAGAGCUACAUGGGGAGCUCUUUUGCCAGCUACUCACACUCUCCUCCUCUCCUGCAAGUCAACAGAUCCUCUAGUAACUCUCCAAGAAUUUCCGAAACCUAUGACACUGUUGUGGGAAAGUCCUCUGAUGGGGAAGAUGAGCAGCAGGUCCCCAAGGGCCCCAUCCACUAUCCAGUGGAGCUCAAAUGCAUGCACACCAUGGUAGUGAAAGUCCCUGAGGUGAACUCUUCUGCCUUGCCACACAAGCUUUGGAUCAAAGACAAAGCCAUGAAGAUCAAAGUAGAAACCUUUGGUAAUGAGUUUGAGGCCACUCAAAAACUCUCCUUACCCAUUGACAUGACAUCUAAAAGACAUUUUGAACUUGGAAAGCAUAAUGCCCCGAGUAUGUUACAUACUUCCCUCCCUCCUUUCUCAGUGCAGGUGAUGAGCAUUCAAGAUUGGUCUCUCAAAUCAGAACACCAGCAUCCAAAAGACCUGAGAGGCAAGACUCAGAGUGGUUUCAAAACUGGAGUGGUGGAAAUUAAAGACAAUGGGUACAAAGUUUCCGACUCAGCGAACUUGUACUUAAAGCAGGGGAUAGCAAACUUAUCUGCAGAGGUUGUCUCACUUAAGAGACUUAUAGCCACACAACCAAUCUCUGCGUCUGACUCUGGGUAG